Molecule: messenger RNA, 1431 nt
Organism: Coffea eugenioides
Lineage: Eukaryota; Viridiplantae; Streptophyta; Magnoliopsida; Gentianales; Rubiaceae
Exons: 2
Coding region: 1-1431 (476 amino acids)
Source: RefSeq, a predicted model, not a curated record
AUGCUCUUACUUGACAAUGGAGAAGUGGUUACGGAUGAAGAAGAUAGCUGUGAGGGUAUGCUUUCCUUGGAAGAGGAUGAAACCGAUUCUUGUGAGGAACUACCCACGAAUGAACAACUCGGCUUGGUAGUUCGACGGGUGCUGACUAUGCAAAUCAAGGAGGAGGAUGGCCAACAACAGGAAAACAUCUUUUACACACGUUGUCACAUAAAGGGCAAGGUGUGUAGCCUUAUUAUUGACCCCGAGAGUUCCACAAACGUGCCAAGUGUGACCCUAGUGGAGAAGGCCGGACUUCCUACCCUCAAGCAUCCUCACCCUUAUAGGCUCCAGUGGUUGAACGAUAGUGGCGAUGUGCGAGUUACAAAGCAAGUCAAGAUUCCAUUCCGCAUUGGACAAUAUGAGGAUGAAGUCCUAUGUGACGUAGUGCCCAUGCAAGCUACUCAUGUGCUAUUAGGGAGGCCAUGGCAAUAUGACAAGAGAACUAGUCAUGAUGGCUUCACCAAUAAGUACUCAUUCAUGCACGACAACAGGAAGGUUACACUUGUGCCUCUCACUCCCAAACAAGUGCAUGAGGACCAAAUCCGGUUACAACAAGAAAGCGAGGAGCAAAGGAGAGUGAAAGGAGCCGAGAAAAGUAAAGGGAAAAUGGCAAUGACUGACUCGACCCUUGAGAGGAAAAUCGAGAAGAUGCAAAGCAUGUUUGUUAAAGCUAGGGAAGAGUUUGAGGAUGUAUUCCCCGAGGAAAUUCCGGACGGAUUACCUCCCAUCCGUGGAAUUGAACAUCAGAUAGACCUCAUUCCAGGUGCACCAUUGCCCAAUAAAGCCGCCUAUUGCAUGAGUCCUGAAGAAACCAAGGAGUUUCAAAGGCAAGUAGACGAACUACUCAAGAAAGGUUGGGCGCGUGAGAGCUUAAGUCCUUGUACCGUACCCGUCAUCUUGGUGCCAAAGAAGGAUGGAAGCUCAUGCAUGUGUGUGGAUUGUAGAGCCAUCAAUUCUAUAAUGGUAAAGUAUCAUCAUCCUAUACCUAGGUUAGAUGACAUGCUAGAUGAGCUAAAUGGAGCUGUAAUCUUUACAAAAAUUGAUUUAAAAAGUGGAUACCACCAAAUUCGAAUGAAGGAGGGUGAUGAAUGGAAAACGGCUUUUAAGACUACUUAUGGGUUGUAUGAAUGGGUAGUCAUGCCCUUUGGUUUAUCUAAUGCCCCUAGUACAUUCAUGAGGUUAAUGAAUCAUGUUCUACACCCUUUUCUUGGUAAAUUUGUGGUAGUCUAUUUUGAUGAUAUCUUAGUCUAUAGUCGAAAUCUUGAUGAACACAUGGAGCAUUUACGUGCUGUUUUGAAUGCUUUACACCAAGCAAGCUUGUAUGCUAACUUGAAAAAGUGUUCUUUUUGCACUAAUCAGUUGGUCUUUCUAGGAUAUGUUAUUAGUGCAUAG